This is a messenger RNA of Cuculus canorus (common cuckoo), 12475 nucleotides long. Its product is annotated as transcription factor JunD-like. The transcript is spliced from 2 exons. Bases 1 to 1494 code for a protein of 497 amino acids. Gene Ontology annotation, biological process: regulation of cell population proliferation; regulation of cell cycle; regulation of transcription by RNA polymerase II. Gene Ontology annotation, molecular function: RNA polymerase II cis-regulatory region sequence-specific DNA binding; transcription factor binding; DNA-binding transcription factor activity, RNA polymerase II-specific. The record is from RefSeq and is a predicted model, not a curated record. NCBI's taxonomy places the organism in Eukaryota, Metazoa, Chordata, Aves, Cuculiformes, Cuculidae. Gene Ontology annotation, cellular component: transcription regulator complex.
AUGACCAAAUCGGCUCCUGGUCACCCCCUCCCCCAUAUCAACGAUGGUCCAGCUCCGGGUCCCUGGGCGUGUAACACGCCGCCCGCAGCAGCCCCGGAGCUGCGACCGGAGCAUCCCGGGCGCUGCCGGGCUUUCCCGCGGCCGCCCCGCCAGGAGCCGUUUCGCGCACGCCCGGCGGGGGGAGGGGGGCAGGCGCGGGGGCACCGGUGGGAGGCGGGGCCGGCGGCGCCGGGAGGCGGCUCAGUCCCCGCUGCCAGGCGCGGAGCAGCCGCCCAGCCCGGCGCGGCCCGGCUCGGAGCCGCCGGGCGAAGGGGCGGCAGGAUGAGCAGCGGGCGGAGCGGCCGAUCCGCCGUGAAGAUGGAAGCGCCUUUUUAUCCCGAGGAAGGACUGGAGCUGCUCCCCGACUUCGCGCCGCUGCCGGGGUUCGGCGCCGCGGGCGGACCCGCACCCGAGGCGGCGCCGGGGCAGAAGCUGCUGCUGGGCGCCGCCAAGAAGCGCGACCCGCCGCCCGCCGGCCCCGCGCCGCUGCCGGGGCCCUUCGCUCUCCGCCCGGCCGCCCGCGGCAGCGCCGCCGCCCUGCGCCUGCUCCCGCCGCCCGCCGCCCCGCCGCCCGCCGCCGGCCCCGCCGAGCCCGCGGGGGGGGCGCGCGCCGAGGCCGCGCUGGGCUCGGCCGCGGAGCUGCCGCUGCUGAAGCUGCCGCCGGCCGCGGACCUGGAGCAGCUGCUGAUCCAGGGCGGCGCGGGGCUGAGCGGCGGCGGCGCGGCGGCGGCGGCGGGGGGCGGCGGGGCAGCGGCGGCGGGGCCAUUCCUCUACCGGCAGCCGGUGACGCAGGAGCAGGAGGGCUUCGCCGACGGCUUCGUCAAGGCCUUGGCGGACCUGCACAAGCAGAACCAGCUGCUGUCGGCGCCGGGGCCGUGCUGCGCCGCCCGCCCGGGGGCCGCCGACCCGCCCGCCGUCUACACCAACCUCGGCGGCUUCGACCCCGCGGGGCCGCUCAGCCCCUCGAGCACCGCCUUCCCCGCCGCCGCGCCGCCCAGCCUGGCGUUCGGGGCGGCGGCGGCGGGUCUGGGCGGUGGGCGACGGCCGCUGGAGGAGCCGCAGACCGUACCCGAGGCGCCGCCGGCGGCGGGCGGGGAGGCGGGCAGCGCGGCUCCGACGCCGCCGUCGCUGUCGCCGCUGGACGCGGAGAGCCAGGAGCGGCUGAAGGCGGAGCGCAAGAGGCUGCGGAACCGCAUCGCCGCCUCCAAGUGCCGCCGGCGCAAGCUGGAGCGCAUCGCGCGGCUCGAGGAGAAGGUCAAGGCGCUCAAGGGGCAGAACGCCGAGCUCGCCGCCACCGCCAACCUCCUCCGCGCCCAGGUCACCCAGCUGCAGGGCCGCGUCCGCAGCCACCUCUCCUCCGGCUGCCACAUCAACGCCGCGGGGCCCCCGCCCGCCGCCGCCCCGCGUGACGCGCCCCCCGAGCCGCCCGCCGCCGCCGAGACCGGCGCCUGCUGAGCGACCCCCGCACUCCCUCUCCUCGCUAUCGAUUCUCCCUAUUUAUUCGCGCCCGGAGACGGCGUUUGCACGAGCCGCGUGUCGCUGAGCCGCUCCCCGAGGUCUGUCGGCAGCGGGUGGGUUUUUCGGGGGGGGAGGGGGUGCGAGGCGGCUGCGUUUUCAUGAAGCGAAGCACUUGAGAUCUGUAGAGAUUUCGGAAAUUGAGGAAAUUCUUGUUUACAGAAAGAUUCAACUUUAUUUUCAUGGGGGAUAUCAAAAAGCGUGUUUCUUAAUACACCUUACUGAACUGUAGAGCAAUUGAUAAGCUUUUCAAACUUAAAAAAAAAGCCAGAAUCGUACCCUUUUGAAAAAACGUGCGUGUGUAUAUAUAUAUAUAUAUAUAUUUAAACAUAAUAUGGCUAUGUAUAUUUUCUUGGUAUUGAUAAAGAACUUUUUUAAAAAGACCGUCUUUCUCUAGAGCUUUAAUUUGCCACUGAGAGUUAAGACAACUGUGUGGGUGCUCUUCGCGCUCACGGGCUUUGGUUUUAAAAUCGAACCCUGGAGGGAAAUAAUUUUUGUCGCAAAUCUUAAGCAGGAUGAAAUGCAUUGCUGACUCUAUCGUAUGAAAAUACUUUUAUAAACUGUACGCUCCAUAUUUCUUGUGCCAGUGCAGACUUGGGGCAUUGAUAGUUAUUUAUUGAAACUUGAACACUUUUGGACGUUGCCUAGACCUUAUUUUUCUAGAUAACAUGUUACUGGUGAAAACGAUUACUAUGGCAAGAAGAGCUUUACUUUUAUUUCCUUCACUGUGUACAUUCCAGUAGUGUUUGCUCUUUGUGGAGUAUAGUAACAAUUCAGUGCUAUACGGAAAAGGGCUCAGAUUUGGGGUGGGUUGGCCAUAAAGGUGGUAAAUUCCACAGUAGUCUGUUCGAAUAAAUCACAGAAAUAUUGUGGAGAUUUAUUUUGCAGUAGAAAUCUGUAUAUCUCGCUUCUAGGUCUACUUUGUUCUAAAGAAACUUUCUGCAAUACUCUAGAGACUUUCUGGAAGAGUCACUGCUAGAACGUGAAAUGUUUUUUUUAAUGGUUGGGAAGAAUUGGUGUGAUUUAUUUGUUUGUCAAGACUUUGCUAGUAGAAGAGAAUAGCGAAGGAGCUAUUUCCUCUAAUUUGACAUAAUCCUCAAUAAGUUUUUGAAAGCUUUGGAUCCCUUGCUCCGUACUACUGCCUACUUUGCUUCUGCUGCACCUGUGUAUUUUGAGCAUAGCCGCUUAAUGCAGCACUGUUGAGCCCUGUGGCGUGGUGCAGUGGUGAGGGUCUGUCGGAGAGUGAUGGUCACCCCAACAAGAGCCCCUCGGGGGCUGGGCCUGCUGGUGGGGGAAAGCAGGGCUUCUCCUGAGCAGAUCCAGCUGCAGAGCAGGGCCCACUCCCCUCUUCAAAACUGUGUUUGAACUCAGAGGCAAAACUUACAUGGGGAUAUGUGUCUGUGCCAGCUGGUGAAAAUGGGGGAUUGUAUGAAGAGCCAAGCAGGCAUAGACUUCUUUAUGUGCUUAAGCCAUUGCUCGGAUCUGUUAAACCCACUCAGGAGCUGUUAAACAUCUCUUUAUUUCUUCUGAAGCCUACACUUGACACUUUGAAAUUCAAGAAGAACAGGAUAGACUCGCAGUUUUUCUUGCUUUUUAUUGGGGAUAUGUGAGUGCUAUCUGUUCAGAGAGUUGACCUGCAGUGCAGCAGUCAAGUGUGUGAGUUUUUUUCUGUUAGUGCAUAGUCAUUCCUGGCACACGUGUCGAUUGACAUGACAUGCCUUGGAUAGUAAUUGUGUUAUUGUAGCUAAGGAUGUUUCUUUUCUUAAUGCAUAUGCAAUUUAGGUAGAAGCCAUAUUAAUCAUUGUAUCACUGUUUAAUCAUGUCACCAGGGCCUUUCUUGCGAGUUGAAAUGAUUGCCUGUAACAGUACCUUCUGCUGCUGGAAAUACCUGUGAACAGAUGAAAAAAUAUUCUGAUCUUAACAUAGUUAAUGACUUCUUAAAGGCAUUCUGAACCAGACAGCAUAUGAUCUGUAGCGCUGCCUGUUACAACUGGGUGAAAAAUAACUGGGUUUCAGUGCUUGGCAGGCAUCACAUUACCUGCAAAGAUGCUGCAGGACUGAAAGCUCCCACACACUUAACACGCCAUCCCUAGUGAGAAAGGCAAUGCUUCCUGGUAGAUAAACUGAUAUGGGAUGAGAUGUGAUAUGAGAGGUGUAGAGAGGUUGGAUUUUUUUAAGAAAUCCUGGGAAAAUAUGUAGAAAUUACAUUGGUAGACACUGCUGUUUAGGUUCUUGCAAAGGAGUGUAGGGACAGGUAAAGACCUUGUGAUAGGGCACAAGACUGUGGUAAGUGCAGCUGCAUAGUGCUGCUUCUUUACUCAUUUUACCAUUUCAAUUCAGAACAAAUUAGCAAUGCCCACAGAGAAGUGGGGGAUCCAUAAGACAGGGAAUCACUGGCAUUCCCCUUUCCAGCUGUGUGCAGGGCUAUAACCUGUCAGGGGUAUAAACAGCUCACCCUUUUCAGAAAGGCAGUGUUAAAGCUGGAAAUCACCAUGCGUUACCUCUCUCCUAUUUGAACUUCCCGCAAGAGCAGUCCCGCAUCCAGCCUCUCAAGAUCUUAUGUGGUAACUUCUUUAACAGCUUGCCGUAUGUUCUAGCUGACAUCUGCUAGGCUGCAGAAGUGCCGACAGGCCAGCUGUGUUACCCUGAUGACUGACAAGAGGUUACCAGUGAGGCUGGUGGCUCCAGCUCUCUGCUGGAGGCUGCUAUUCUGUUAGUCAAGUUGUCCAAAACAAACAUGUUUUCUGAGGAGUGGCAGGUUACUUUCAUAAACGCCUUAUUUUAUCUGGUGUUUAGACUAAGACACAGGAUCUAACGGUGACAUGACCAAAACCUGAGAAUACUGUGGGGUGGUGGGGUUUUGUGAUCCUGAUGCUGCUCCCAUCGCAGAGAUACGAGUGGAUACCUAAGAACCUAGCAGUUUAAACCAAUGUGACAAGACUCGUGAGUGCUUGCCUGCUGCAGCUGUUAGGCUUGGUUCUUACUGUCUUCUAAAAUGUGUCAGUACUUUGACUUUUUCACCUGUAAUGUUCUUAAAUCUUUAAAUAUGGCUUCUUUUUUUCACCCUGCCUCUUGUUUUCAGUUUGUUGCAGCAUUUUUUUUUCAUGUUUAUUUCUUUUAGGCUUUGAUUUUUCUGCCUAAAACUUUGGUCACUGUGAGAUGCUAAAAGGUAGAUACUAGGUAAAAGUUUUCCAUACUGUUUCUAGGAUUUGCAUCAAUGUAGCUCCUUUUCAGUAACUGCAGGCAAAUCUGCUGUGCAGGUGUCAUUCUAUAAAAAAAAAGAAAAAAGAAAAAAUCAGUUUACGUUCAGUGGAAUCUCAAUAGCUCAGUAGUUAUUAGCAUUUUUCUUCUCUCUUCAAAACUGUACUAUGUUUUGUUGUACUUAUGCACGCUAUUAGCUAGUCCGUGCAAAGAUUCUUACUGCAUGACUUGAUUUGCCAGCUACCCCCAUGCCCUUCUGAUCUGGUUUUGCAUUCCAGGUGCAAACCCAUGACAAAUAGACAUCCCUCUUUGUUUGCCCUAGGUGUAGUCUCUGCUCUGGAGAUUAUGCAGUCCCUUCCUUUGUCUGUUUUGGUCAGUGGGAACUUGUUCUAUGCGCAUCUUGCUUGCUGCUCAUCAGCAGGUUUGGAAUGCGCUUGAACCAGUGUCUUGAUGUAGAUGUGAAGUGCCUUCCUAUUUAGGUGCUAUAGCAAAAUAGUUCAAUUCAUAAUUACUUUCAUUUCUUUGAAUUGUCAGAUCUUUUCUGUCUUGGGGAGUAGGAGUGUUUGUGGUGAGAGAAGCCUUGUUCACGCCUUCCUUCGGCAGAGGGAGGAGCUCCCAUCAGAUCUGCCCCUGCUUGCUGUGAGUGCAGGGAAAGUACUCUGCUAUGACCGACCAGAAUGAUGUCAUUAGUAGAAAAGUUGAUUGGUUUGCUCCCUAGCAUGGAACAAGUAGUGAAAUCUCUCAGUAUCAAAAGUUAUCCAGACACAUUUGGGUGGGUGGUGAGUAGUUCUUACAACUUUCACUGUGACUCCAGUUCGAGCCCACGUGGCGGGCUUAGAAAGCAAUUCCCAAAACACAGGUAUUUUGCUUACUUUGAGAAGUGCAGGUAUUUGGCAGUGGUAAGUCCUGAUCACAGAGAGGGUUACAUUUUUCGCAUGAGCCUUUGAUAGUCUUGCAAGAAGGAAAUGCCUCAAAGGACUUGUACUUUCCACUGCAUAUCAUAAAUCACAGUUGGCCAUCAUGAACUGUUCAAGGUCAAAGAGUGGCACCAGUACAAUUCUCCAUUAUCUCGGUUCAUGUAUGUAUCAUUACAGAAGGAAGAGUCAUGAGGUAUCUUUUUUUUUCUUUUUUAAUUUAAAUAUCUAAUUGACUGUGUUCACCUUGCCUUUGACAAAAGAGUGAUCUCCCAAAUUUAAGUCCUGAGGCAUUCUGCUGUUUGCAGCUGUUAAAGUGAGAAUUUUAUUUGGCAACUAAUUUUAAGUCAAUUGUGCAGCUCAAUGAUACUUGCCAAAUUAUUGUAUAGUUAGUGUUGUUCAGUGGUGUCUGAAGUACAGAUGAAUGCUAUAUCUGUAUUACUAGUUGCACUGAAAAUAGUUUGGCUGCCAUAACCUGAGACUUGGCUAUCUGAAUCCAGUAGAUUCUUAGAGAAAAUUUCUCUAUGUAUGAAAUAAAUAUGCAAGAAUAAAAUAUGCAUCUACUUAUAAAGUAAGUAAUUCUUCAAUGCAUUUUACAUGUCAUUCUGCCUCUGGAGUUUAAGUCAGAAAAGAAGAAGCAGUGAGUUAGAUUUUUGUUUAUUCUUAUGUGCAGCUGUAGCUGCUGCUGCAUAAUUUUGCUCUUUCCUUACUUGAUUCUCUUAAGUGUCUGUGUUUAGUAACUAGACAAAUCAAAGUAUGACACAUCUGUGUACAUAUUUUAUUUGUACAAAACCACUUCCAUUUUCCAAGUAUUUUGUUUGCUCUUUCACUGUAACCAAGAAUGAGUGGUGAAGAGUUCCUAGGGUGUUUUGGUAGUCUUUGUAUUCAAGUCUUUGUAUAUUCAUCAGUAUUGUGUAUGGUGACUGUGCAUGUUCCAGCAGAGGCAGACAGGAAAAUCUGUCAGGGGUUUACCUUUUUUAACAUUUGGCAAGACCUAUAUCAGCAGAGAAAGCCUUGAACAGAGAGCUUUCACAGUGCAUAAUCAUCCUGCAAAUGUUGAUUCAUCCUUCUAGUGUCACGGUCACUUGCUGUGGGGCUGCAUCAGGCUUUACUGUAUGUGAUGCGAUACGAUAAAUGUUCCUGUGAGAAAAUGCAGAACCUGAAGUUUCUUAUAAACUUUUUAAUCUUACUGCAUGUGAAACUUCAGCGUGAAGGUGUUGAUGAAUUAAAUCUGAGUUUAUGGAGACUUAGACUGUAAAGGUACGUUAUGGGAGACAGGAGGUCUUAUUAAUUCUCAGAUAGUCCUGUCCUUUGUUUCAAAGAUCUCCCUCUUUCCGUCCUUCCUAUGAAGUGGCUUGCAGCUGCUUGUGCUGUGAAACCUCUCUCUUUAUAAUGGCUGGUAGUAACUUAGAGGUGGGGCAGAAAUAACUUCUACUGAAGAGGUCAUAUACGACCAACUAAAUGUAGGUUUCUGAAAAACACUGUAAGAGUGAGUGAGUGCACAGUCCAUUCCUAAGAGUGUCCAGAGAUGCAUAUACCUAAUUUAUAACAAAAGCAGCUUUCCAAGACACCAUCUUGUUGACUUGCGACAGACAUUGGUCCUCACUUCUUGUUUUAGUCUGCUUUUUCUCUUGCUUUAGUUACUUUCUGCAUCAAUGUAGUCGCAAACCGGAUCUUCAUUUGGAUGUUGAAACAGUCCACUCUGUGUAGGUCAACGAAUGCCAUGCUCUAACUGUCUUUGCAGGUUCCUGCUGAGGAAACAGUGGUGGGGAGAGGAAGGAAACCAGUCUAGGAUCUAUAUCUUCGCACCAACGCUGUGUUUUGAAAUGCAACUUUCUGUUGAGUAGUCUUGACAAAAGUGUCACUGAUGUAAAAGCACUGAAUCUUGGUUGUCUGCCUGCAGGGGACAUGAGGCUUUGUGGUGGAGUUCUGCUUUGGGUGGUAUCCUCUCAACCCAGUGCCAGCCACUGAUAUGGGAAAAGUCCGCAAAUCCAACCUCUGUGAACGAUUCUACUGACGCACACAUAUGCCUGUAAACACAUGCCAAGGUGUUGUGCACAGACCCUAGCAUGCAUUGAAGAGGUCAUGGCCAAAUGGUGGAACUGUGAUCUUCUUAGCUGCAGCAGUACACAGUGACGCAUCUUCAUAUUCUUUGUCAUGGACAAGUUCUUCUAGAAGAAAACUAAGCUGCAAUUCUCUCUGUGACUGCAAGGUGAUUUUUUUUUUUUUUUUUUUUAGAUUUCCAGUCAAAUUGUAGGACUGUCAAAUCCUGUGAUUCUACAUUAACACAAAAAUAUUGUUUAUUUAAGCUGCAGUUUAUAUGUAGUAAUUUGCUGCAAAGUAAAGGGAAGGAUAUUAUAAAUAAUAUUUGCAAGGGAGUUGCCCUAAAUAAUUACAUACCUGCAAUUUGCUUUUUUGUCUGUUAUCAAAAGUCUGGAUCCAUAGCAUGGCUAGCUUUAAACUGACCAUUGCUCUGAAUUUCUAGUGUUACUAACAUUGUCUGCAAUAGUUUAAGGAGUAUGCGUGCUGGCUAAAUGUUUUUUUCUGGAGGAAUUAUGAUUUCUGCAGGAGUGUUUCAGAGUGAAUAGGUAUGACCAGAUCACUGUGCACUAACAGACUGCUAGGUUUCAAUAUGUAGUACACUGCGGAAAAGGUUUACUUCUACUGUUAUUUAUUGGUUAAGAAUUACUUCAGAGUGGAAUUGUAAGCCACCUAAAUAAGAUCCACACGGUCUAGAGACGUGUGCCACUGUAGAUCAGUAACAGACAUUCCAUCAGUUCCAGAAAAAUAGUCUUUGGUUGCAGUUGUUUUUGGGUUUGUUUUGCAAUUUUGGUUACUUUUGUAGAUUAAAUCUGAAUCUACUCUUCCUUUGAAAUCUCUUUAAAUAAAUUUGAAAACAUUUCUGCUAACUACCUUGUAGCAUCUCUUGCAACUGUUCAGUUAGAAUCAGUGAGACUACGUUGUUAGUUAUAGCAUCGAUGGAGAAAGCUGAAGUGGUUAAAAGUCAGGCUUCUCACUGCAUCUCUGUUCUUAGGCCAUGGGCUGAACAUUCAAAAAGUCAUAACCAGUAGCUUGAACUCUAUAGAAUUGUUUCUUGGCAUUUUCUUGUCCCCUCCAGAAAGCUACCUACUGUCAUGAGUAAUGUGUGGCCCUCCUCCUUGACACAGAAAUUUGACGUUUGAUAACAAACAGUCUUAAAAAAAAAAAAAAAGGUUUAUAAAGAUAGUCUUGUGGUUCACACUGAACUUUUUGAAGGAUAACAUGUGGCGCUUUAUAACCUUUCCCAUGCCUCUGCUUCAUAAUUGCCACAUUUUCUUGUAAUGCAGGACAUAAGCAACGUGGUGGCAUAGAAUAAAGGUAAUGGCCUGUUCCAGAGAGGAACCCUUCCUCUUUUUCCCUAGUAACUGCUAGGGAAGGAUACCAAUAGAAAAUACUGUUAUAAAACUUGCCCUUCUUAAUGAGAGCGUGAGGUUGAACUCAUUAACAAUUUUCCAACUUUUACCAUUCUGUCAUUUAGUAUCCCUCAUGGAGGGGCAACAGGAAUAGCGGGAGAAUACUGACCACUGGGGAGUUAAAUAGUCCUGUUAUCUGUAAUACGUCACAGAAGCUAUGGCCAUAAGUGGCUAGGACAAAGAUGACACCUUUGGAACAGGGAUUUCUAAAAUGCUGCCCAAGUGUCAUUACCAGUCCAAACCAAUUUGUGCCAGUUACUAAAUUAGUAUUGUAAGUUAUUGUGGUGAUUGAAAGUCUUUCUGGGCACACUGAAACUGAAAUCACAGCACAAGCUGGUGUGUCUGUGGUAUCUUUUUGGCUUAUAUUGUUUUGUUAUUACUGUUUGAGUGUCUUCUAAACUUCUUUGGAAACUGUGCCCCUCCCUGUUUUGCCUGAUGACUGGUAAUUUCACACUUAGCCUUAUUUAUUUAAAGCCAUGGCAACCACUAUGCUGAAAUGUCAUCAGGUAGAGUCCGGGUCUGAAUGCUGACUGAUGAUGCAACGGUCUGCUCUCUAAUAAAAUGUGGCUCCUGAAGGUUGAGCUCCAUAAGGCAGCUACGCCCUGUCUUCAAGCAUUUGCUCUAAUUUCAAGACUUUCCCAUGUGGUAUUGCUCAACAUGUAGCAAAACAAGUUCUUGCAAGCCUCUUGAGCAUUCCUCUCUAUGUAACAUAACUAGAUAUGCAGGCUUCCUUAAUUUUUUCCUCCUCCCCUUAGCCCCCCCAAAAAACAAACUAAACCCAGAACAAAAUACCCAACACUAGCAAAUCUUGGGCUAUGUUUUACUUUCUUGCAAAGUGCUGUUUGUUAAUUAUAGAGAUGCUUAGCUGGUUCUUACAUGUGAACCAUGGGUGUAAACAUCUUGCACCAGUGAUUUUGCUUUGGUUGUACUUAGCUGCUUUGCAGGGGAUGAAGGGAGGGGAAUAAAUGUUGCAAUAAAUUGUUGUGCAAUUCCUGGCUUUCAAAUAGAAAAUGAUGAGCAAGUGUGCGUAGGCCUCUCACCCAGCAAAAUUUGGCCACUGAUUCUUAACACUCCCACUCUUAAUUACCAAUGGGUCUAUGAGCUCCAGAAGGUCAAAAGGAGAGAACAGAGGUCUUAAGAGAGGGCAGUAUCAGGCGUGUUCUGCUGUGAAAGGCCCUGAGGCUCCUGGAUCUUAAAAGUCAAGUUCAUCUUUUGGAUUAUGCCAAGGUUUUGAUGUCUGAACGUAAUCCUUAAAAUCCCUAUGCAGGGCCUUGCCAGGAAAGGUGUCUAGGUCUGUACUGCUCGAGAACUCACAAUGGUGAAGCAGCUCUUCAGUGUUCUGUGGUUUUUAGUCUGUAGAGUUGUAGGACAUUCUUUCAGGGCACUUUCUGUUUCCUGGAGAGGGUCAUCUAAGGCUGACUUGUUCUUCUUGCAGUUUCUGCCUAGACUGAAAAUGUUUCUGAAGUUUAGGGGACACCACGCUCAUGCCCUCGCUGUGUGGUGUUGAUGAUGGCUAAUAUUGCAUCACACAAAAAAUCCCCCUGAAAAAGAAGCAGCUCUGGAUGGGUGCAGACUGGGACAGAUGAAAUCCAUCAUUCUUUGAGCAAUAUGUGUUUGCAUCACUCAAAUAGAGCCACUAGCUUCCAUCAGCUAAAAAGGAGAGAGCUCUUGGGCAACAGGACCUAGCUUGAAAAGUGCUCAAUGGCUUCUGGUGCCUGGUUCUGGUUGAACUUCUGUGAUGCAGAAAACAUUUAAUGCUGUGCAGUACCAUAAGCCUUGCGAUAUCAUGCUGAGGUUACUGCUAGGAUCGUGUGAGUCUGUGCUCCUUAUUUGGCUUGCAGUUGCACCACAUGCUCAUCAACAGACCAAAGGGAUCUCCUGAAAAGGAAAAGCAGACCCUUUCUGCUGAGUAGCCACCAGCAUCCCCAAGCUUUCUUUUUGUCCAAAAGAAGUGUGAGCAAACUGCCACUUCCUUCAGCUUUCAAAUACAAACUGGUUCUUCCCAGGCCUUUGGGCAUGGUGCUGAAACUUUCUCAUUCAGGAUAGCUGUUCAAAACGAAAGGUGGAGACAGUGCAGUACAGAUUUGGCUUUGCUUUUCCAGUAGCUUAUGUGCAACUAGUUGGUGGGUGGUUGUCUGCCUACAUCCUUUCCUGGGUUCUUGUAAGUUGGGUUUACACAUACCUUCUUAUUCUGCCUUAUUAAAUUAGCUGGCACAGAGGAAGCCCCUGAGAAACCCUUUCAAAAUCUCUGCUUCGGGAAGAAUUUUUAAAAAUUACCAUAUUUGAAGAGAUCAAAAAACCAAACCAAAACAAAAAAAAAACCCCAAACCAACAAAGCGAAUUACUUGGUGUCGAUAUCGAAGUACUUUCCCCUUUUGUUUUAAACUUGAUUGUUUUGGGGAUUGUUUUGGGGAGUGUUUCAAACUGGUGUGCUAUCAAGGACAUUGCACACACACGAAGGUAAUAACAGCGAAACAAAAUUCAGUAGCUACUCAUUUGCUGGAUUUGGUCAGGAGAGGUAUAUCAAGAACACUUCUGACAGCUUUUUUUCUGAUGCAAUGAUACUUUGUUUUAUGUAAACAGAAGCUACAGGGCUUAAUAAUAUACAACUGAGGAUUAUGUCCAUUGUAGUACUUUUAUGUUGCUUUUACAAACUAUGUAGUAUUAUAUACAAAAUACUUAUUUCUGAGACAAAGUGGAUGAUAUUAGUGGCAUCUUGCACUUGAUUAAAUAGAAAACAUUUUCUUAAUUUAGUGAUGUGUUUAGAAAAAUACUGUAACUUACUGAGUAUACAACGGUGAUAACUGUGUUUACAAUAAUUUUCCAAUUCCUACUGUUCAGUGGUAGCCAACUUGUUUAAUAAUUAAAAGUGAGGCAUACUGCGAUUGGCAAUCUUGGAAAAACUAACUCAAUGCUGCUACCACUAAAUACUGUGGGAUGUAUACCAUGGGUUUAAAUGGCAGCAGAAUUGUAUUCCAAGCCUUUGUCUUAAGUACUUAUGACUAAAAGGCGACUUGCCUUGUGCUCAUUUAUGUAUCCCUGUGUGUAGUACAUCAGUCAGAAAUCUCUUAAUAGUUGAUUUGUAACACUAGGACCGUUAUGGAGAUCACAGUGGAUUUUUUGUUUGUUUCUGAACAGACACAUUUUGGAAUGUAAAACAUUGAUCCUUGUGCUGGAAUUGUUUACAUGCAAAAAGGUAUUUAUGAUUUUUUGCAAACUGCAAUGUGCAAUUUUGUACAUGUGUUUUAAACUAAAGAGUUUAUAAGGACGAUAUUGUAUGUACAAUACUUGGACAUGAGUAUUAUUUCUUUGAUAUAAAUAUCUAGAAGAAAAUUAAAAUUGCUUUAUAUUCAU